Messenger RNA from Hippocampus comes (tiger tail seahorse), 1487 nucleotides. It is a transcript of the gene bhlhe22, whose product is annotated as basic helix-loop-helix family, member e22. The record is from RefSeq and is a predicted model, not a curated record. Gene Ontology annotation, molecular function: protein dimerization activity; E-box binding; DNA-binding transcription factor activity, RNA polymerase II-specific. Gene Ontology annotation, biological process: sensory organ development; positive regulation of transcription by RNA polymerase II; axon development. The transcript has a single exon. Gene Ontology annotation, cellular component: nucleus. The coding region runs from base 187 to 1026 and encodes 279 amino acids. NCBI's taxonomy places the organism in Eukaryota, Metazoa, Chordata, Actinopteri, Syngnathiformes, Syngnathidae.
ACGGGAGCGAGAUGAAGAAAAGCGAAAGAGAAAGAGAGACAGAAAAAAGAGAGAGAGAGAGUCUCCUCCUCUUCCUCAGCGUCUCCGCUGACAAGUGUGACAGCGUCAAACUCGCAGAGGGCAACGCCGGGGCGAGACGUGUUGUCAAGAGUUCCCCCCCUCCCUCCCCUCCCACCGAGGCGCGCCAUGGACCGGAGGCUCAACUUGAGCGGCGACAUCUUCCACAAAACUCUGAGCGCCGUGUCGGGCAAGAAGAUGCACGACCCGUACCGGGGCGGCGCGGAGCUACCCGCCCGCGAUCGCCAGUCCUCGCCGGGCAUCGGCUGCUUCGAACGGGGCGACUCGGACCCCAUGCAACCCGGAGGAUUGGCCGGGGUACGGGCGGCGGCUCUGAGUUUGCCCACCGGCUCACUGUGCAUCAAGUACGUCGAGAACGCGUCGGCGGCCGCGGCGGCGGCGGCGGCGGAGAGCAGCGGCGGCGAGCAGAGCCCGGACGACGACAGCGACGGCCGCUCGUGCAGCGACAUGCUGCUGCUGGGCGAGCGCAAAGGCAAAGCGGAGGGCGGCAAGAAGAGCAAAGAGCAGAAGAUGCUGCGGCUCAACAUCAACGCCCGCGAGCGGAGGCGCAUGCACGACUUGAACGACGCGCUGGACGAACUCCGCGGCGUCAUCCCGUACGCGCACAGCCCGUCCGUGCGUAAACUGUCCAAGAUCGCCACGCUGCUGCUGGCUAAGAACUACAUCCUCAUGCAGGCGCAAGCGCUGGAGGAGAUGCGCCGGCUGGUGGCUUACCUCAACCAGGGCCAGGCCAUCUCCGCCGCGGCCAUCCCGGGCACCACCGCGCUGGCCGCGCCGCCGCCCGGCCUGGGCGCUUACGAACCGCCGCCGCCACCCCCGCCGCCCGGGUACCCGGCCUUUCCCUCCAGCGCCGCCGGGGUGGCCGCCGCGUCCUCCUGCCCGGACAAGUGCGCCCUGUUCAACACGGCCGCAUCCAGCUUGUGCAAACAGUGCACUGACAAGCCUUAACCCGGCCCCGCCUGAGGUUAGAGACUCCAUACCGACACUUUUCUAACAUUUACAGUCAAUACUUGAUCGUGUACAUAAAGUCGUCCUCGAAGUGCUGGUGUGAAUGACUACAUUGGACUUCUCUACGUGGAGAUUUUUUUUUUUUAGGGGGGGAUUUUUGGAGGGGUCCUGACAACUUUUUACCCCACUUUUGAGGGGGAUCGAACCUGCCCCCCCCCCUAUUUGUUUGUUUUCUCGAUGCGGAAUGUCACAACAAUUGAGUCAUAUUUAUUCUGUUGCAGGGACACUGUGAAAACAAUUCCACGUGUCUUUUUUUUUUUGUGGUCAUGUAUUCUAUUGUCCAUUGCACACGCUGGUCUUUUCCAUUUGAUGUUAAUAGACGAGAUGGUUGUCAGGUCGAGCUGUGUCGAUAGACUCGAGUUAUUCUUUGAGCAGAAGGCCCGUUUGUUUGUAUUUGAGUG